AUGACGUAUCAAAUGCCCAUGGAGACCCAGCAGGAGCUACGACAAUUGCCGGGAAAUAACCGCUGCGUGGAUUGUGAUGCCCCGUACCCUCAAUGGGCAACCGUUUCAUACGGCACCUUUAUGUGUCUCGAGUGCUCUGGUCGUCAUCGUGGAUUGGGUGUUCACAUCUCGUUUGUGAGGUCUGUCACCAUGGACUCAUGGACGGAUAAACAGGUGAUGCAGAUGCAAAAUGGAGGAAACGAUUCAUUCCGUGCGGCAUUCUCUGCUGCUGGAGUCCCUAAAGACCUCUCUAUUGGUGAAAAGUACAACACGCCACAGGCGGAGGCCUAUCGCCAACGUUUGACGGCAAUUGUCGAAGGUCGGGCUUCACAGUCGCUGCCUCCAUGGGACUCGAGCAUGAACAAGCCGUUUUCUUCCUCUUUCUCAUCCGCUUCAUAUUCGGGUGGAGGCUCAGCUGGAGGAGAUACGCGUGGCGUUGAAGCGCUCAAAGGUGAGUCGGAGCAGGAUUACGUUGCUCGUCAGAUGAAACUGCGUGAAGAGGCUCGUGCCCGCAUGGCUGCCAAGUUUGGUAGUAAUGGUAUGCAGGGCAUUGGAAGUGGUGGAGAAACGCGGGCACGCCAGGCUUCGUCUGGUGGCCUAGGCGACCUCUCGGGUGCCUUUAGCUUCAUUACAAGUACAGUCACGACGGCCGCUAGCUCGGCUGCCAGCCUCGUGAAAGACCAAGACUUAGGAUCCAAGGUAUCGUCGGGCUGGUCUUACGUGCAGAACGCAAUGCAGGAUCCGGCACUUUCAAAUAAUGUCAAGUCUUCUGCCACAUCUGGCUGGUCAGUGCUUUCCAGUGGCGCGUCGGCGCUUUUACAGACCGCCCAGACUGCAGUGAAUGGAAAUGGCAGUGCGAAUGACAACUUAGCUGGUAUGAGUAGCGCCUUCCCUCGCACCAACGAUGAGUUGCCUACCUCCAGCAAGUAUGCAGGUAUUGGCAGUGGUAACAGUAGCACAAGCCGUGAUCACAACAACGACUCGUGGUUGGACUCGCAGCUCAGCAACAGUGGUAGUAGCAACUCCAAUCCCAACAGUGGCAGUUUCUACACACCGCCGCAGCAGCCUAAGCCAGCUCCGACGUCUGACUUGUUUGGGUCUUCGUCGUCCAGUACAAAUGGCAGCAAUUACGAUCUGCUUGGGCUCUCUUCUUCGUCUGUAGCUUCUGCUACGAAUAGCAAUGGUUCAGCUGCUGUCGCUGCGGCACCGUCUUCAGCUCCUCUCGUAAAAGAGACGAAGCCCGCGAAAGAUGUCGACUUUUUCGGUGAGUUUGGUUUCUAG
Molecule: messenger RNA, 1320 nt
Organism: Peronospora farinosa
Lineage: Eukaryota; Oomycota; Peronosporomycetes; Peronosporales; Peronosporaceae
Source: the annotation of a GenBank genome assembly